This is a messenger RNA of Adineta steineri, 1806 nucleotides long. NCBI's taxonomy places the organism in Eukaryota, Metazoa, Rotifera, Eurotatoria, Adinetida, Adinetidae. The record is from the annotation of a GenBank genome assembly.
AUGCAUCAGACAUUGUUUUUUAUAUAUUUAUUAACUAAUAUUGUUUAUACACAAACUAAUCAAUGUUCAUUAUUGAAUAAUAAAUUAACUAAAUAUGGUAUUCAUAUAAAUAUUCCAGAAAAUAAUUUUAUUGGUGUAAAAUUAUGUCAAGGUUUAGUAACAAAUUAUUGUUGUCCACAAAUCUAUGAAAAUCAAAUACAAAAUGCAACAAUUCUUGAACUUUAUUAUUUAUUUGAAUUAUAUUCCAUUCGUUUAUAUGAACCAUUAGUUCGUUUAACUAUUGAAUUAAAUGAUACGAUAAUAAAAUUAAUUGAAUCAUCACGAAAUGAAACACAUUUUAUUUUAAAACAUAAUUCUUAUCGUUCAUCCAUUGAUUUAUUUUUUAAUAAUUUAUUAUCAAUAACAUAUAAAAAUUAUCAAUAUAUUAUUAAAAAUAAUAUUGAAGAAUUUUUUCGUAAUAUUCUUCGAAUAUCAAUAGAAUUAAAUAAUGAUCAAAAUAAAUUAUUACUACCAUCAUAUUUAUUAUGUUCAUGGCGAAAUCAUCCGUUUGGUAAUCGACCAAAUAUAAUUGCAAAUCAAUUAGAAAUUAAUCUAGGAAAAUUAUUUCAUUUAAAUGAAUUAUUAAAAUUAAGUGUUGAACUGGUUCAAUUUAUGUCAAAGAGUGUAACAACAGAUCAUCAUUGUAUUGAUUCAUAUAUGCAAUUAUCAUAUUGUAAUCUAUGUUCUGGACGAAAAGAACUUCCUUGUCUAUCGAAUUGUGAAAAUAUCAUUGAAAGUUGUCUUGUAAAUAUUUCUUUAAUACAUGACGUAUGGACAAAUUUCAUCGAUUCCAUUGAAAAUGUUAGUUAUUUUAAUGGUAUUGAAAAGAUUUUAUCAUCUAUUAGUAUGUCGAUCCUCGAUGCAUUGAUGACCUUUUUUAGUCCUGAUGGAAUACAAAGUAAACAUAUUAUCAAUCAAUGUGGAUAUAUAAAUAUACGUAAAGAAGUAUUUGAUAACGAUCAAAAAUUCCAUGAUAAAUAUAGGAAUUCAUUAUCUUUACUUGAUAAACAACUGACGUCAAUGAGACAAUCAUUACAAAUGUAUCGAUCAUUUUGGUUAAUGUUACCAGAACAAAUAUGUAAAUCGGAUGGACUUUCGAUUUCAAAUGAACAAAAAUGUUGGACCGGGACAUUUAUUUCUCAAGAUAGAAAACAAAUAAUUCGACUUAAUUAUGAUAAACCAUUAAAUUUACGUUUACAAUGGAUAUUAAAGGAAAUAAAAGAAAGAUCAAAUAUGAUUCUAAAUAUACCACAAACAAGUACAAAUAUAAAUAUUCCAACAAGUCCAAAUACAAUGUUAAUAAAUGAAAUAAAACUAAAUGCAACAGAUGAUCUAGAUGAUUAUCCGAAUGAUGAUGAAUUACAUUAUUCAGAUUAUGCAUAUGAAGAUUCAAUAGAUGGACUAACUUCAUCAACAACAACAACAACAACAACUCUUCAUCCAUCGAACAUUUCAGCUUAUGAUGAUAUAUCAAUUGAUGAUAUAAAUACUGUUUCUUAUUACGAUUAUGGAGAACAAGAUGCAUAUCAUGACGAUGAGAUCGAUGAAACAUCGACACAACCAUCAUCACCAUCAUCGACGUCGUCAUCGUCUGGCACUACGACAAUGACAAUUCGUAUACCAGUGUAUCAUCAACGACCGCCAAUUAUUUGGAAUAUGAAUAUAGAUACUGAUGAUGAUUUUAAUCAACAAUAUAACAGUAGUACUUCAUUUAAUUAUUCAUUUCUAUUAUUAUUAUUAUUAAUUCUAAUUGUUAUUCUGACAUAG